Molecule: messenger RNA, 3141 nt
Organism: Saprolegnia diclina VS20
Lineage: Eukaryota; Oomycota; Saprolegniomycetes; Saprolegniales; Saprolegniaceae
Product: CAMK protein kinase
Exons: 15
Coding region: 62-2980 (972 amino acids)
Biological process (GO): glycogen biosynthetic process; protein phosphorylation
Cellular component (GO): phosphorylase kinase complex
Molecular function (GO): phosphorylase kinase activity; calmodulin binding; ATP binding
Source: RefSeq, a predicted model, not a curated record
AGAACAUUCCAUUGUGCCAAGCCGCAUACAAAUCUCAACUUGCAAAAUCCACGGAGCGACGAUGAUGAUGGACGAGUACAUCAUCGGGCGACUGCUCUACGAGGAGCCGCAUGGAGCGGUGCAUAAGGUCCUCCAUCGUCCGCAAGGAAGGUUCUUCUCCAUGAGGGUCCUCGACAAGGAGCGCAUGAGCUUCGAGGACGAGAUCGACAUGCAGAACGAGCUCGAGGUGCUCAAGGUCCUGCACCAUCCGCACAUCCUCAACGUCCACGCCAUCUUCGCCGAGGGCAGCCAGCUCUACAUCGUCUGCGACCUCGUCGAAGGCGGCGAUGUCUUUGAUCGGCUUGUCGCCAAGGAGAGCUAUUCGGAGCGCGAAGCCCGCGACUUGAUCAAGACGCUGCUGGAAACCAUCGCGUACUGUCAUGACCAAGGCGUGGUGCAUCGCAACCUCAAGCCCGAGAGCAUCAAGCUCACGAGCGUCCACGACAACACGAACAUCAAGCUCACCGACUUUAGCUUUGCCGCAUCGGCGCACGAAGAGCACACGAGCAUCUGCGGGGCGCCUGACUACGUCGCGCCCGAGAUCCUCGCCAACGGCUCUUCGCACUCUCCUUACGGCGCACCCGUCGAUGUGUGGGCCAUUGGCGUCGUGACGUACGUGCUUCUCUCAGGCUUCCUACCGUUCUACGGCGACGACCAAGACGCGAUCUUUGCGAGCAUCACCGCCGGGCAGUUUGAGUUUGACGGCAGCGACUGGGCCUCUAUCUCGGCGAUGGCCAAGGACUGCAUCACGCAAAUGCUCAUUCACGAUCCAAAGCAGCGCCCGACGGCCCGCGAGCUUCUUUCCCAUCCCUGGAUGACAAGCACUCAGGUCGCGUCCAAGCCCCUACGCGGUGCCCAGGAAGAGCUUCGCCGCCUCAAUCUGCAGCGGAAAUUCCGCGCUGCCGUGUUGACCGUCACGGCCACGGUCGCCCUCCAACGCGCGUUCUGCGCGGCUCCCGUCGCUCCAGUGCGACCUACGCUGCGGCGGCAGGGCUCUGUCGCUGUCCCGUAUGUGGUCGAGCCCGAGUGUGCGAGUGCUGCCCUCCUCAAGAACUACGCCAUCAGCCCCAAUGUGCUCAGCGAGGGCAAGGCGCUGGUCGUCCGCGAGGCCGUCGAAGUCGCGACCGGCGAUCGCUACGCCGUCAAGUUUUAUGAGAAAGACCUCAUGACGUUCGAGGACGAGAUCGACUUGAACCGCCAAGUGUCGGUGCUGCAGAGCAUCGCGCACAAGAACGUCGAGCGUCUCCAUCACUUCUACGCUGAGAGCGACCACUACUGCCUCGUCACCGACCUCCCAGCGGGUGGCGACCUCUUUGAGCGCAUCGUCGCCAAGGACAAUGGGUACUCGGAACGUGACGCGCGCGCGUUGCUGCGAGAGCUCUUGAGCGGCGUCGCCCACCUCCAUGCGAAAGGUGUAGUCCACCGCAACAUCAAGCCCGAAAGCAUCUUUUUGCGGUCGCCAGACGACGAUAUCGCCAUGGUACUGACCAACUUUGGCCUCGCGACGCACGACGAUGGGCGAUUGACAUGCGUCUGCGGCUCGUUGGACUACACGGCCCCCGAGGUCCUUGCCAACCGCCGACGCGCCACGCCCUACGGACCCCCCGUCGACAUUUGGUCCAUUGGCGUCCUCACGUACGUUCUCUUGAGCGGGUACCUUCCGUUCUAUGGCAACGACCCGCCGAGUCUCGAAGCCUCCAUCUCGCGCGGGACCUUUGUGUUUGACUCGCCGUACUGGGACGGAGUCACGGACGACGCCAAACGCAUCAUUUCGGCCAUGCUCGUCGCCGACCCUGCCCACCGGGCCACGGCAGCGCAACUGCUCCAACACCCAUGGUUCCACGCCGACCACGUUGCCGCGACGCCGUUGACAGCGGCCAAGGACGAGCUGCGCCGCGUUCUGCUCAAGCGCAAGUUCCGCUGCGUCGUGCGGACGGUCAAGGCCGCAAUGACGCUCGCGCGUCUCGCCAAAGCGUCAUCGUCGACGACGACGACGAGCGCCAGCUUCCACGCCAAGUACGUCCUCCAUGAGCGCAUCGGCCAUGACGGCGUGGGCGUCCUCCACCGCGCUGCAACGAUCGAGUCGUCGUCGCCCGUCCACGUCGUUCAUUACGAUACAAGUCGCCUCUCGGCCGAUGCUAUCGCGGGUGUCACGCGCGAAGUCGAAUUGCUUCGGCGCCUCGACCACCCGCACACGAUCAAGGUGCUCGACUACUUCGACGCCGAGCCCGACGGCCUCUACCUCGUGCUCACGGCGGCGACCGGUGACCAGCUCUUUGACCGCAUCGUCGACAAGGACUGCUACUCGGAGGCAGAAGCGCGCGCGCUGGUCAAGGUGCUGUUGCAUGCUGUUCAGCACUGCCACCAAGCGGGCGUUGUGCACUCGAAUCUCAAGCCCGAAACAAUUGUGCUCACCAAACCCGACGACGAUACGUGGCUUGUGCUCACUCGGUUUGGCCGGCCGCACGGCCGCGCCCUCGAGUACGUGGCACCCGAGUCUCUCUUGCGCGUCAUGCAACGCGACGGCGACGGCAAGUGCUUUGAGGAGGCGCCGGUCGACAUUUGGAGCAUCGGCAUCGUUGCCUACGUCUUGCUCUGUGGCUACCUCCCCUUUCACGGCGCCAACCAGUUUCACCUCUUCAAGGCCAUCAAACGCGGCAAGGUUCUCUUCGACGCGCCGUACUGGAGCGCCGUCUCGAUGGACGCUAUGACCUUCAUUUCCGCCGCACUCGUCGUCGAUCCUGCCAGGCGGGCAACCAUCGACGACUUGCUGGCGCACCCGUGGAUGUGUGUACCGCAGGUGCCAACGACGUCGCUCGACAUUGGCUCGGAGCUGCGCCGGCUCCAAGCUCGUCGCAAGCUCAAAGGCGUCAUGUCGGCGGUCAAGACGUCGGUCGUGCUCGGCCGGCUCUUCAGCUCCAAGCCCGUGGCGUCUGCAUAAGAGAGCAACGACUCGAAACAAACAUCGCAAUAGCAUUGGUCAUAUCCAGUCGUCGUCGCCAGUCGAGAGACGGGGCAUGUCGUCGACCGGCUUUGUCACGGUGGGCACCUCGGCCGGCGGCGGCACCGUCUGGAUGAACGAUUGGAAUACGUCGUUUUCGC